GUAGAGCACGGCCUGGAGCUGACAAUCCGGAGUUCAUUUCAAUCUAAAAUUGUGAAAACAUGAAGCGAGCGUCGAGAUUCGGAAAGGACGGGUCGAACACGAAUCACGGGACCGGUAGGAAUUCACGAAAGUGCGCCGAUAGCCUGACUUUAAUGAGAUUCGUGAUGAGAAUAAUACGGGCUAUUCGUUGGCACAUUUUACCCCGUACCCGUCGUCAGAAGCAUUAAAUGGACGAUUUCUUUUAAUUAUCCCCACUGGAACCGCUCGUAAAUCUAUCGUUAAUCUACUUUUAAUGUUCGUCUAAUGGUCGAACGAAGACGAACAGACGUGUUUUCGACAAUUUUCGGACACGCCAGUUAACGAAGAACAACGAUCGGUCCUAUUAAAGGGAAGCACCGUGUUCGUGCCGCUUUUGCUUCAAGCGAUCCUGUCUCAAUUACGCAGACUGGCGAAAUACACCUCUUCUCUUUAAAAAUCACCAAUUACUUGUAGAGAGAAAAAAAACAAAAACAAAAAAAAAAAAGAAAACUUGCCCCGUUGCUUCUUUCCCAAGUCUAGACGAAUAUAUCUACGCGAGAUACUCGUAAAAGUUUAUUCUGGCUGUGAUCCAAAAAAUCGAAUAACUAUCUGUGUUAAAAGCGGUGUUUAAAAUCCUGUAUUUCGGUGUGUCUCCCCGAUAUUGAUGUAACAUCUCAUAGCAUUCGUGAAUAUUACCGAGCGAUAUUGUUAAUUGCCUUCCGACAAUUAGCAAUCGAAACGUUGCUCGUUCAAGCGAAAUAAUGACGGAAUCGCCGAAACCAUCAGUGAGCAAUGCUCAGAACCAGACGCAAGAUGAGAAGGUCGAGAAAGCAGAAAGGGCGAUUCUUAUGCAAAUUCAAGAGAUCAACACCCACGUGGCACAAUAUCGUGAUCAGCUGUUAAGCAUUGGGAGACCGCGGGACUGUCCGGAACUGCGGGAGAAAAUUCGGCGAACACGUCGGAACUGUGUAGAAAUGUGCAAGAACACGUCCCAGCUUUUACUGCCACAAGUAGGAAAAACUACUGAGAUCGGUAUACCCGUAGACUGCCCGAAUUUAAUGCUGCUAUUCUACGUGUCUCAACUGUUCCUACGCGAAUUGUCCAAAAGCGAGCAGCUGAUUCGCCAUGUUCCGAUGGACAUGAGCGAGUACGAAAGUCGUAACGGCCCAUCAAAGAUCGGCAACGUGAUCUCGCAGAUACUUCUGUGCAAACAGAUCACCCCGAACUUCUACGUGGAGGAAUUAUGCAGCAUAAGAAAAGAUUCGGACGAAAUGCGAGAAUUGAUCGCUGAACUGCAGGAAUUCAUGCCGCAAUCUGACGAAAAUAUAGAAAAGUACCAGGCUUUACAUCAGAGCGGAAACAGAGGAAACCGUGGCAACGGACGAAGAAUUCAACGAAAUCGAUUGAAUCACAGCAACGAUAGAUCUAAUAGAUCGGUAAGACGCUCGUCCUACUUGCAUGAAGCUCUGAAUCUGUUUUGUUGCACUGCGAGGACCAGUUACGUUUAAAUCAACGCUGGAAGGAGCAAAGAUUUCGUUCGCUUACGUGUUUAUCGUUAACGAAAAAAAAAAAUAUGGAUCCUUUGAACCUUCUGGUGUUAAUCGAUUUCAUUUCGCCGGCAUUCUAAGAGACUGCCAGCGUUUCGCUUUCGAGUAAGUCUGAGUUGAUCACUGAGUUGUUCAACAAGCAUUCUUAUCGUUCUAUACACCGGGCCAAUUUUAACCCAUAGACUGGCUGAAGUUACCAAUCGAUUAGGUUCUUACCACCAGUUCGUAAAUGAAACGGUAACCGAAUAACCGAGAUAUAAUUUGAAUAAUAGUUGUGGUAACAAUGGUUUAUUUGAAUAAUAGAAACUCGUGUUUCCAGACAAAUGGAUGGAAGCACGAAAUCUGACUAUUAUGUUUCGUCCUGUACACGAAUGUGCGUAUAAUUAAACACUCAGCGAUGGUGUUGAUAAGAAAAAUUUAAUAAGAGGUUCGAUCAUUCGUUUUACAAAAGUUUCAUUUGAUUAAACGAAGUCAUUGCCGGUCUAAGGAUUAAAUAUCCGUGAAGAAUCUUGGAUUCCACUAGUCUGGUAGACGAUAAGAACCUGAUACAAGCUUUAUUUAGUUAAUAAGAUACAGAUCUAUAAUUAUAGAUAUACAUAUACAUAUUCUGCGAAGAUAUUUUUUUAAAGGAGCUUCAUUUACAGAGGAAUUGUUUGAACCGAGUAUGAACCGAAUUAAAAAUACGAUCAUAAUCGUAUCGAUGAUCGACUAAUCAGUUUCUUGGAAAAAUAGAUGUUAAAUGUAUGUAUAUCGCUCUUUGAUCUGCACCGAUUAUCAAUCAAUGGUAUUUAAUGGAUAAAAAUAUCAAAAUUGCAAAAAAAAAAAAAAACAGCCCCCUUCUAAAUGUUGUACGAUCUGGUCGCGUACUAACGCGAUCAUACCACGCGUGUUCUUAUAUAGGAUCUACCGAGGCACGAAUUUUUCCGAACGUGCACUCGUGACUAUUCGUGUCCUACCCCGCGAUAUUUGAAUUUGAAAUUAUUAAAAUCUCUGUGGAAAAUGAUGGGUACAGAUGAAGAACGAGCAUAAAUAUUUUGCUGACAGUGUACAUUGUACAGAAUGCUAGAGAAAUGUGUCAACUCGGAAAGUAGAAAGAGAAAUGUCGAUCAAAUUAGACGUUAAUGAAUCCAAUAGAGGACCAAAUUGAACCACGCGCCCAGCUCGUUUGUCAUAAAACUGACGCGAGAGAAUUAUUUUAACUAUGAAAUUUUCAUGUUAAUUAAACCUUGACAGAAAUAUCCUUUGUUACUAUUGUUCUAUUAUCGUUCACGUGUUAAUUAACAAAGAGAAGUAAUUAUAAAAGUCACUCUUAUGGUAAACGAGCAAUGCGCAUAUAUACACGGUUUGUUUUAAUGUUAAAUACAUAUAUUAUUGUAUGAAUGUUUUGAAGAAAAAAAAAAAGAUAUACUUAUGAAUGUAUUCACAUAAAUGUAUAUGGUGUUAGUUUUAUGUCCAUGCAUAACACUAAUACUCAGAAAAUACUAAUUGUGGUUACUAACCUAUUAUUCAUGAUAUUAACAAUAAAUCUUGUAUGUAUGUACACAUUUGUGCAUCCACAAAUACGACAAAAUGAUUAGCUUCUUAAAUUACGUAGUAUUGGUUACGACAUUAUAUUAACGUUAAUUAGAAUGAAAGAAGUAAAUUAAUUAAUUAUAAAAUAAUUAACGACCAAAAAAUGAGAGAAAAGUAUAACUUUGUGAAAUUUCUUCGUGGUAUAAAUUUUGUAUACGUUGCGUUCAAUUUAUUUGUCGUAUUAAAUAGAAUGAUUCAAAGAUAAAUCAAAUGUAGUGAAUAAAUAAUAGAAGAGAUAUCUACAUAUAAAACUGUCAGCUGUGUCAUAUUAACCAAGGACGGAUAACAGGAAACUACACAUAUCGAUUGAUAAUCUAAUUGAUAUUGCACAAAAUAGCAUGAAAGAUAAUAUAUAUGUUAUCAAUGUGUGUAAUCCUAAACGUACUGUCCAUAUAAUAAAUGUUUCUGCAUCUAAUUAAAUUGGCGGUACGAAAAUACUAAGGAUUGUUCAUCCAACAUCUUUACCGAUGAAAAGUAUAAUUGUAAACUUCACCACGUUUGAAAAUUAAUAAAUGGAUCGCUAUAUGUUGAAAUCUCAUGUUGAAUUUUGAUGUUCUAAGAAAUGUUUA
Osmia bicornis bicornis is the source of this 3706-nucleotide messenger RNA. RefSeq lists its product as uncharacterized. Bases 780 to 1526 code for a protein of 248 amino acids. Gene Ontology annotation, biological process: G protein-coupled receptor signaling pathway. The transcript has 6 exons. Lineage: Eukaryota; Metazoa; Arthropoda; Insecta; Hymenoptera; Megachilidae. The record is from RefSeq and is a predicted model, not a curated record. Gene Ontology annotation, cellular component: membrane; neuron projection.